AUGGCUGCGAACACGACAGUUUUCAUGACCCCAGAAGAAUCUGGCCGAGUGCAAACGACGGUCCGGGAUCUCCUGCGCAAGCGGCGGGAUCAAAGAGGCCAGAAAUGGACAACUCAUGAUCCCAUAUCACUAAUCCAGGAAGCAACAUCGGCAUCUCUUUUACAGGACCUCUCUUCCGCUGCUUUUGGAUUGGGGGCAGCAUCCAAGCAGAGCCAGGACACUAUUGUAGCCUACGGCAUUGGUACCCCCUACUUGCCAAGUACCGCCAAACUGCAGGACCUAGUUCCCAUGAAACUGAGCGAUCUCUGUAUGGAAACACAUCACCGAGGGUAUGUGCUUUCUCUCCGCAGGGUGUCUCCCGUGGUCGAGAUGAAAAGCUCGUCCUGGGCGGUUUUCCAAGGAGAUUCCCAGAACGAGGUGGAGCGCCUGGAGGUUUUCCUACACACGUCUCAAAAUGGCCAAAAUACGUUGAAUCUAGGGUUUGAAUUCCUGGUCAAAGAGCCGUACUAUACCCUCAACAACCAUGGCCAACGUACCAUCCGUAUCGACCAUCCUUCUGAUCUGGUCAUCUCAACACACAAUAAUGACCCCGAGUCAUGGAGGCGUAGAGAUCGGACCGAGGGAUUGCAAAGAGACUGUACUCCUGUGGAGUGCAAAGAGCUGGGGAACACUGCUAUCUACGACAAAAAUUACGCAAUGGCACUGGCGCAUUACACCGAGGGCCUGCGCGUGCUGAUGAUGCAGGGCGACGACUCCAGCUCCUCCCUGAAGCACGAUCUAUAUCGAAACCGCUCACACGUCAAUCUAAUACUUGAAUGCUAUGAUAACGCAAUAGCUGAUGCUUUGGAAUCACUCACUCGUGGUGAGGAUGGGUCUCAGAAGGACCUUGACGCGAAGGCAUACUUCCGCGCCGGUACUGCUGCGUACCGUCUGAGCAAUUUCCGGGAUGCCAAAGACUACUUCAACGAACAGUUGAGGCUUCUUCCCGGUAACAAAAUUGCCAGUACAUAUCUUGAAAGGAUUGAAGUGCGGGAGCACGAGAUGAGUGAUGGGGUACAUGACAAGGACAAAGCCUUGCGGAGCCUCUCGAAAACCAAAAGACGGCUAGAUGCUGCGGACUUCGUUAGACGUACAAAGGUGAAAAGGAGCUCUGUGUGUGGGAAAGGCCUAUUCGCAACAGAGGACAUUGAGCCUAAUGACAUUAUCAUGUGUGAGAAAGCAUUUUGCGUUGUCUGGGGCAAUGAGGAUGAGGCUUUCUCUGCUUUGACAUCCGACGUACGAGACGAUGCAGCUAUUCGAGUCUUCCCUGCAGGUUUACAUCAAGCAGUGGUCCAAAAGCUCAUGAAGAAUCCAUCUCAAAUAGAGAAAGUUUUGGAUCUCUUUGGCGACUACGAGGGCCUUGGCAAGAAACCCUGUGAGAGAGAUGGAUUUCCUGUGAUCGAUACCUUCCAGAUCCAUGAUAUUGUCCAGCGUAACGCAUUUGGUAUCGGUCAGCAGUCGGAGGAUGAAGAUCAUCGCAACGCCAGUACGGGGCUUUGGAUCAGGGCCUCGUACAUAAAUCACUCGUGUAUAGGGAAUGCAAAGAAGGAGUUGGUGGGCGACCUGAUGGUUAUUCGCGCAACCCGCAAGAUCUUGGCUGGCGAGGAAAUCAUGCACAGCUACGACGAGACGAGUGAUUACGACUCGAGAAUGAAAGCGCUACAUCUGGCCUGGGGUUUCCAUUGCAGUUGCAGACUGUGUACUGUCGAGGCCCAGGAUAGUCCGGCUUUACGCAAGAAGCGGCUGAUGUUGGAGAAAGACGCAGACCUUUUCAUUGAGAGAACCAAGCCAGCAGGGGCGGGAAUCAUUCCCGUUAGCAGAGCAAAGAGACUACGCAGAUCUAUUGAGGAGACAUAUAACGAGAAGCGUUACAAGAACCUUCCUCGCAGAGCACUUGUUGGCAUUGAACAAUGGCUACAAGCAGCAGGUUGCAGAUAA
This is a messenger RNA of Clonostachys byssicola, 1977 nucleotides long. NCBI's taxonomy places the organism in Eukaryota, Fungi, Ascomycota, Sordariomycetes, Hypocreales, Bionectriaceae. The record is from the annotation of a GenBank genome assembly.